AUGUCUCACCCGUCCCGGCCCAGAGUCGCGCGAUUCUAUCGCCACCUGGUUGCGGAACGGUGGGACGCCGCAUCGAUUCAGAUCCGCUGCGACCACGGCGUUCAACGCAUCCAGGGCCACCACGAUGCAGACAACCGUAUCGGGCGCACGUCCCCUCCCUCUGCGAGGGCGACCUCUGGUGCUCAUCUGCGUGACGACCGUCUCAUGGGUCGUCUGUGUCGUGCUUGUUACCCUCAGAUUAUACCUGCGCUCACGCAGGCGGCGACAGGCCUGGAUUUGGGGCUGGGACGAUAUCAUGGCACUUGCUGGACAGGUGAGGGUGAGAAACUCGACGAUUCCAAAAACCUAGGACUGACUCAAUGGUGUUUGGUCAUUGCGCAGAUUUCAUUCAGUGUUCUCUGUGCUUUUACAAUUGUCAGUUCAUGUUAUGGCUUAGGUAUCCCGGCGGAAGACCUUAGCGCUGCCAACUCAAUUGGUGCGCUGAAAUACUUGACUUUGUUUGAAGCAUGCUAUUUCGUUGUCCAGUGUUUCAUCAAGACGUCCAUCGGCAUCACGGUCCUACGAACAAUCUGCACCACACGGCGUCAACGAUAUGUCGUGUACGGUAUAAUCGCAUCGACGGUCCUAGUCCUCUUGACGUUCUUCGUCUGGCUCUUUUCCGCCUGCCGACCCGUCGCAGCUCACUGGGAUAGAAGUCUGGGCACCUGCAGCUACAGCGGCUAUGUGGUGGCACUCCACCUGAUAUCUGCCAUCGCGGUCUUCACAGAUGCGACCUUCACUUUCAUGCUCGUCUGGGCAAUCUGGAGGACGCACCUGCCUACCAGGAACAAGUACAUGCUCAUGGGCGUCUUCUCGUUCGGCGCACUGGCCGUUUUGGCAUGUAUCGUUCGAUGGGCGCUCAUAGAGUACAUUGUAUACCGGCUUUCUACACUCUUUCUGUGUAAGCGCCCCUUCCAGAGCUGGCUGUUUGUCGACUGCAGAGCUCUGCACAGCCAAGUACGAUGCUAG
This is a messenger RNA of Cryphonectria parasitica EP155, 1008 nucleotides long. RefSeq lists its product as uncharacterized. NCBI's taxonomy places the organism in Eukaryota, Fungi, Ascomycota, Sordariomycetes, Diaporthales, Cryphonectriaceae. Bases 1 to 1008 code for a protein of 335 amino acids. The record is from RefSeq and is a predicted model, not a curated record. The transcript is spliced from 4 exons.